AUGGAACACCUUUUGUUGCCAGGGCCACUGAUGGGUUGCGUUCUACAAGGUGUGAAAAACUUGGGAAACGCCGACCCGCAGCUCCCAUCCCACAACACAUCUCCAAUUGGUCAGUGGCAAGUUCGACAAAGUACCAGGACUGACGACCCAAUCGGCUCCGAUACCAUCAGUAUCCGACGCAUUGAACCAGAGUCGGCCAGGGCAGCUCAGCUCAGCUCAGCGCAACGGAGGAGCGACAGUGGGUUUCCCCGUCUCGAGAUAGAAUAA
Messenger RNA from Protopolystoma xenopodis, 267 nucleotides. The record is from the annotation of a GenBank genome assembly. NCBI's taxonomy places the organism in Eukaryota, Metazoa, Platyhelminthes, Monogenea, Polystomatidea, Polystomatidae.